AUGGCUCACUGCCGAAAUCCAAUUUUAUAUAAAAUACUUCUCGCAAAAUGCCCAGCAAAAUGCGGUCUAUGUGAUAAGCCAGGAGCGCUUGGGAAAUGUCCAGAUGCCCACGACAGUUGUCCUGUGAUUGCACGUUUUCCUGAUGCUUGCAACAAUGAAAGAAUUCAAAAAAUACUUGCAGAUUCAACUUCAACAAUAGCAGUCACUCGUCCAGCUUGCGCUGAUCAAAGAACUAAUUGUGAAAAAUAUGCGCCCUUCUGUCGCCAUGAAAGAUAUUCGGCGGUUCUGAGUACCAUUUGUCCGCGUACUUGUGGACUAUGUGUUCGUCGAUAA
Dracunculus medinensis (Guinea worm) is the source of this 333-nucleotide messenger RNA. NCBI's taxonomy places the organism in Eukaryota, Metazoa, Nematoda, Chromadorea, Rhabditida, Dracunculidae. The record is from the annotation of a GenBank genome assembly.